This is a messenger RNA of Spinacia oleracea (spinach), 1544 nucleotides long. RefSeq lists its product as uncharacterized. The coding region runs from base 103 to 1332 and encodes 409 amino acids. The record is from RefSeq and is a predicted model, not a curated record. The transcript has 11 exons. Gene Ontology annotation, molecular function: protein binding. Lineage: Eukaryota; Viridiplantae; Streptophyta; Magnoliopsida; Caryophyllales; Amaranthaceae.
UUGUUUAAAAUUUAUUAGAAAGUGAUGAAACGCUAUCAACCCCUUUAUUAGGUUAACGUAGUUUAAAACCCUAACAGGGUUUAAGCAAAGGGCGCCAAAGGCAUGGACGACAGUGACGAAGAAGGAGUUUUUAUUGAUGAAUCCGACAUCAUUGAUGAGUUCAUUGUUGACGAUGAAGACCUACCCGACAUUGACGACGACGAAGACGACGAUAAUGGCGAUGGCGAUGGCGAUGACGAUGACGAUGAUUCGGCUUCUUCCAUGGAUGAAUUGGAGGAACCUUGUGAUCACGGAGUAGAUGAUUCUGUACACGUUUUCAAAGGCCAUAAAAAAUUCGAAUCAAUAUACGCAUUAGCUUGUAGUCCAACAGAUGCUGCAUUAGUAGCUACUGGAGGUACAGAUCACAAAGCUUUUUAUUGGAGAAUUGGUCAAGGAGAUUUGUCCAAGAAACUUGUAGGUCAUAAAGAAACUGUUUCGAGUUUAGCAUUUAGCUCAGAUGGGUUAUUCUUGGCUUCUGGAGGACUUGAUGCUUCUGUUAAGAUAUGGGAUUUAUCAGGCAAUGUUAAGCGUUCAUUUGGAGGCCCUUCUGAGGGUUCUGAGUUUGAGUGGGUAAGAUGGCAUCCAAAUGGACAUUUAGUCUUGGCAGGUUGUACGGAUACAAAUGCUUACUUGUGGAACACUGAUAAAGACACCCUUCUCAAUGUGUUUUGUGGUCAUAGCAAAGCUGUGACUUGUGGGGAAUAUACACCAGAUGGCAAAACUUUCUGUACUGGUUCUGAAGAUGCCACUUUGAGGAUAUGGAAUCCAAGAAGUGGUGAAAGUAUCCGUGUUAUUCGAGACUAUCCAUAUCAUACUUCGGGGUUAACAUGCUUAGCAAUUACCUUGGACUCUACUCUUGCACUUACUGGUGCAGAAGAUGGCUCUUUUUGUGUAACUAACAUAGCAACGGGAAAGAUUUUUUCUUCUGUAUCUUUACAUUCGGAAUCUAUUCAAUGCAUUGGGUUAUCUCCAAGCGUACCUUGGGUAGCAACUGGAGGCAAUGAUAAAAAGCUUGUGAUUUGGGACCUGCAACAUUCCGCAUCUCGCAUUAUUUGCAAUCAUGAGGAUGAAGUAUCCUGCUUAAAAUGGCUUGGUACGUCAAGUUUGGUGGCUUCAGGAUGUGGUAAUGGGCAAAUCGUAGUUACAGACACCCGUUCAGGGGUGACUGUAAGGACCUUUAAGGGCCAUUCUAGACGCAUCGAGUCCCUCUCCGUAUCAGCAGACGACAACUUCCUUGUUUCAGCAUCAAAGGAUAGUGCAGCCAGGGUGUUUGACAUAUCAAUGUUCAAAUAGACAAUUAUGUAUUUCAUGGUCUGAUUAGUGCUUUAUUAUGUAUUAGUGAUUAGUGAUUUAUUUGUGUGAUAGAUACAUCUCAUUUAAUUUGGUGACCGGAACUGCUGGUUUCAUAGCAACUAGAUUAGAUCUUGUGCAUUCACAGAUAUUCUAAAAUUAUGUGAUUAUCUUUUUAUAUGUAGUAUAAUUGACCGAAAUAUUUCUCUUCCUAA